ACGGGAGUGCGCUGAAUGAAAGUCUGGGCCUAUGUUUGUUUUUAUUUCAUUUCAUUGCACAUGGGAACUUGAAGUAUAUACAGUACGUAUAGGGCCUUGGCACAUGGUUUUAAAACCUCAACAUGUCAUCAUAUUGUACAUUGUUAAUAACAUGUAUCUUGUUAGUUGAUGUAGUUUCAUCCGACAACUUUUUAUUUGAAAUAGACAGUGACAAGGUUAUAUCAAAGAUAAACCAUUUCUGGGAGAGCACUGGAUUUUGAUAUCUAUGGCCUAAAGUACGUACAAAAGUGGAAUUUUGAGACUUGGAAUGAGCCGGACCAUAAGGAUUUUGAUGGUCUGAAUAUAACAUAUCAAGGAUUUAUGAAUUAUUAUGAUGCUUGUUCUGAAGGAUUAAAUGCUGCAGACCCAUCGUUGAUAUUUGGUGGACCAGGGGCUGGCUGUCGCGAGGCCUCGUACUCAAAGAUCUGUUGGGGUUUGCUAGAUCACUGCGAUACUGGUACAAAUUACUUCACGGGAGAAACUGGGGUUCGACUUGACUUUAUAUCAUUUCAUCACAAGGGAGAAGGUCAUUCAAUGUAUAUUUUAGAAACAGAGAUGGAAACAAUCGACCAGAUAUACAAGCUUCAUCCAUCUUUUAAAAACAAACCAAUUAUCAAUGACGAGGCAGAUCCGUUAGUUGGCUGGAGUAAGUCAGAGUCGUGGCGUGCAGAAGCUACAUACGCAGCCAUUGUUGCUAAGGUUGUAGUACAACAUCAGCACCUCUUAAGUAAGAAUCCGAUGAUAAAUUACUCAUUACUAAGUAAUGAUAAUGGAUUCCUGAAUUUCUACCCAAGUUUUUUUGACCAGCGAACGCUCGUUAGCCGAUUUCAAAUGAAUAAUACCAAACCAAAGACAGUUCAAGUGAUCAAAAAGCCUGUACUGAAUGUAAUGGGGCUGCUUGCGCUGAUGGGAAACGAACAGGUGUCCACGUAUGGAACAGUGAAUGGAAAAGCAAUGAGUAAUACUAGUGAUGUUGGAUUAUUAGCUACUGUAACAUUACCUACAGAUGAUUCGGACAGCGUUGAAAUCAGCGUUUUAGUAGUCAACAGUGCAGACACCAGUAACGUUACUGGUGAGGACAAAAUACAGAUGAUUAUCAAAACAAGGCACAGCAAGCAUGAUCUUUUCUACUGUGUUUACCUAAUUGACAACAACCAUGGAAAUCCUUACCACAAUUGGACAUUGUUUGGAAAACCAGAUUUUCCGACUUUUGAACAAUUUAGAACAAUGCGAAAUAACCAGGAACCUGUUCGAGUUGAUGGACCGAAGCCUGUGAAAUCCAAGGAGCAAACAUACAAUGUUAACCUUCCUAAGCCUGGUGUUCUGCUGCUGCACAUGUGCAGUAAAUCUUCCUCCGCACCUGAUCAGGUGACUGGUCUUAGGUCUCUGACUAUUGGUCCAAAUGAUGUCCUCCUACUCUGGCAAGAAUCUUGUGUCCACUCGCGGUGCUUAAAAUCUUAUGAAGUUCAGAGGUCAGAUUCUUUAAAAGGACCGUUUGUGCAAGUCAAUGACAUUGAUUUGAUAUUCACAGCCUUUGUCUUCUCUUCGAAAAGCAGUUCAACCAAAGGAUAUUAUCGUGUAAGAGCUGUUGACUACUGGUCCCGAGCAGGCGAGUUCUCAGUUGCCAUUGAUGUGCCACUGUAUUCAAGAAGCUAGACUUAUCAAUCAAUCAAACAGUAAUCAAUAGUGUAAUCAUUCAGGCAGUCAUUCAACCAGACAUGCAAUCAAUAAUCAAACAUGCAAUCAGUUGUCAAUCAAUAAUCAAUCAUCAAGCAAUAAUGAAGCAAUCAUCAACAAUGCAGUCAAUCAAUCAGUGAUCAAUUGUGUAACCAUUCAUGCAGUCAAUCAAACAUUAAACUUGCAAUCCAUCAUUAAUCAAGCAUCAAUCAUCUACCAUGCAAUCAUCAUCAAUCUAUCAUCAACCAUGUAAUCAGUCAAUCAAUCAGUGAUCAAUCAUCAAUAAAUCAUCAACCAUGUAAUCAA
This is a messenger RNA of Anneissia japonica, 2022 nucleotides long. Its product is annotated as alpha-L-iduronidase-like. Gene Ontology annotation, molecular function: protein binding; L-iduronidase activity. NCBI's taxonomy places the organism in Eukaryota, Metazoa, Echinodermata, Crinoidea, Comatulida, Comatulidae. The record is from RefSeq and is a predicted model, not a curated record. Gene Ontology annotation, biological process: carbohydrate metabolic process.